Molecule: messenger RNA, 1771 nt
Organism: Phalaenopsis equestris
Lineage: Eukaryota; Viridiplantae; Streptophyta; Magnoliopsida; Asparagales; Orchidaceae
Product: protein ROOT PRIMORDIUM DEFECTIVE 1
Exons: 2
Coding region: 50-1204 (384 amino acids)
Molecular function (GO): RNA binding
Source: RefSeq, a predicted model, not a curated record
GUUAAACCCUAGCAAAACCAGAGCUCUGGAGUUUUCUCGGGAAGAUUUCAUGCUUCUUGAUAGAAGGCUCAGAGAAAAUAUUCUUCUUCGCUGCUCAAAAACCUUGGAGGCAUUGUGGCACCUCCAAAAAGCAAGCUAUGUGGAUGUGACGAUGAAAUGGAAGAAGGAUCCCUUCUUCGACAACAUCGACAUCCUCUCCAAAUCCAGAGAUCUCCGACCCCUCAUCUCCCUCAAGAACAUCAUCAUCAAGGAGCCCGAUCAGUGCUUACCCAUCUCCGCAGUCUCUAAGCGCAGCCGCGAGCUCGAUAUCUCCGGCCGGGUGGCGAGCUUUCUUCGGCGAUACCCAGCAGUUUUCGAGGAGUUCACCGGUCCCGAAUACAACCUACCCUGGUUCCGGCUCACCCGAGAAGCCUUCGACAUCGACCUGAAAGAGCGCGAUGUCUAUUUGAGAAGGCGGAUGGAGAUCGUCGGCCGGCUGCGGCGGCUCAUACUGAUGUCGAGAGAGAAGAUGCUACCCUUACGGAUUGUACAAGGAAUGCUCUGGUACUUGGGUCUCUCCGAGGAUUUUCUUAAGAUCCCAGAAGAGAUUUCUGAUGAAUUUUUUCGAAUAGUUGAGGUGGAAGGUGAGGAGCGCUGGCUGUGCGCUGAACCCGAUUCCAACGAGGAAAUUCUAUCUGUUUUACAGAAGAAUGCUAUGAAGCAAGGCAGUUGUGAUCAGGUUACUUUUCCUCUCUUCCCUUCAAAAGGUCUUCGAUUGAAGAAAAAGAUAGAGUGCUGGCUGGAUGAUUUCCAGAGACUUCCCUAUGUAUCUCCCUACGAAGAUUUCUCUUCUUUGGAUCCAAACAGUGAUGUCUCAGAGAAGAGAGUAGCUGGUGUUCUGCAUGAACUUCUUAGUAUUUUUGUGGAUAACUCAGCGGAGAGGAGGAGACUUCUUUGUCUCAGGAAGCACUUAGGCCUGCCGCAAAAGUUUCAUAAAGUGUUUGAGCGCCAUCCUCAUGUGUUCUACCUUCUUCUCAAGAGCAAGACUUGCUUUGUGGUUCUCAAGGAGGCCUAUAAUGGAUGCUCGGUUUCUACAAUUGAGAGGCAUCCUAUGCUGGAAGUGAGAAAAAAAUACGUUGAAUUGAUGAAUAGGUCUGAAGCAAUACUGAGAAGUCGUCGCAGUAGAAAACCUUUGGUAGAGAUUGAAGAUGAAAGUUAUCGUUGAUUGUGAAUUGGCAUUGGAAGAAGGUUUGGAGAAGUGGUUCUGUAAAUCCUAUAAGCAAGCAUGUCCAAAUCCGGAAGUCCAAACUCAAAUCCUUGUGUGGAAGAUCUCAAGAGAUUCUUUUGAACUAAAAAAAUUAGAAUCAAUAUCUUCCAAACGAAGGAAAGGAUGUACUCAGGCUAAUGCUACCUUAUAAUAAGUACCCUCCAAGCGGCUAUCAGGUAUUUCUAUUCUAACUCGUAGGGCUGUUGAAUCUUGAUGUUUAAAGGAACGAGGCUCUACCAUUAAAAAAUGUGUUGGUUGCCUAUAGUGCAUAGUUGAUGAUAAAUAUUUUUGAAUGAUUUGACACCAAAAUAUUAUUGGUUUGAAUCCGUCCCGAACUGAUAAAAAAUGUCAAGAUUCGUGUUUGAUGAUCUUCCUUUAUACUGACACAGUAACAUCGUUGAUUUUUUUGAACACCUCAAAAUGUGUGAUGCCCCUUCAUUGAUUAUGAACCUUCAAAUAAGAUUUUGGUCCAACAUGCAUGGCACUAAUUUUAAAGUUAUCAAACAACCUUAUUGCGAUCUCCAA